GCCCGCCUAUCAGCAGGUGCAUGCUGCGAGCUGCGACCGCGCGACUGUGUGGCUUCGUGAAGGCGACUUCGCUGCCCUCAGCUGGGUUCGUGAGUUUUUCGUGGCUUUUUCGCAAAUCGAAUACCAGCCAGCAAUGAGCGAUCGCUACAGCUUCAUCCCUGCGACGCGGGAGCAGGUGGAGACCAUCAGGAAGAGUCUGGGGACAGACGAAGAGGACAUCAAGAGAACCGUAGCGUCUGUGCGAGACUGGCUCAGGAUGCAGCCGCAUCUGCCCGACGAGAUAGAUGACGCACGCAUCGAGAGGAUGUACGUAAACUGCAAGUGCAGCAUAGAGAGGGUUAAGAAAGGAUUGGAUGCCUACUUCUCGCUGAGGACCAGGUAUCCGGAGAUGAUGAUGAAUCGUGACCCUAUGGGAGCCGACAUUGUGAGCACCAUGGAACACAUAGUGAUGCUGACGAUGCCUCGCCUUACCAAAGAGCUCUACCGGGUGCACAUCUUCGCCGACCCCGACCCGGACCCCAAGUGGGUCUCCUGGACAAAUUAUGGAAAAACCGUCUCCAUAAACCUCGACUGGAUGCUAUUGAAUGACUACUCGCUUGGAGACGUCGUCGUCAUGGACCUGAAGAACACGACUGCCGGACACGUCCUCCGGUCUGAUAUCAAUAUGAUACGGGCUAUUGAAUUUGGCUACAAGACUGCCUAUUGCCGGAGCUUGAAAGCAUUACACUUGAUAAAUGCUGACAAAGUAGUUGAUUUGGCAAUGAAAAUAUUGAAGGCAGCUCUCUCCGAAAAGUUGCAGAAGAGGAUACACGUCCAUCCUCCAGGAUCAAAGACGCUGUUUGACCACGUGGCAAAGGAAUAUCUGCCGGACGAACUAGGAGGCACUGGUGGUCCUAUGGACAAACUUGCCUAUGAUUUCUUCAGAAGAACGGAGAAGAUGCGAGACUGGUUCUUGGAGCAGGACCGCUACAUCUCGGACGAGAGCAAGAGGCCACCGGACAACCACUACGCCGACGACUUGUUCGGAAUGGCGGGCUCCUUCAAGAAACUCUCAGUAGACUGACGCAGUUUCAUUUAAUAUUGUAGAUUCUGUUACAUGUGAUAGUAAACUGUGAUACACAGGGUGAACUGGGAAUCCACCAAGAAAAUUCCAAGCUUUUUUAGUGAUAACCUCUGCUUUGGUAUAAUGGACCCGUGGCCUCCGGUGGUUCGUUGGAGAAUAGCAACACUUCGUUUGAUGUUUUCUUAUCGAGGUCUUCAGUUGAAAACUGGUUUGGUACAGAACACAAUGCUAGUCUGUCCUCUGCACAAACUUCUUCACCUCUCCGUAUGUACAGCAAUCGCCGUCAAUCCCACUACUUCCUUCCACUACCGAAUUGAUAAUCCCCUGAUUCCUGCGGAUGUCUCAUUCUUCUGUAGCACCAAGCUUCGAAAGCUCCUGUUCUCUUCUUGUCUGGCUAUUUAAUCGUCCACAUUUCAUUUCCAUCCAAUACUACACUCCACAUAAACACCUCCAGAAACAAAUCCUAAAUUACUUAUAUUCAGUGUCAAGAAAUUUAUAUUUUUCACAAAUGCUUCUCUUGCAAUUCCCAGUCCGCAUUCUAUAUCAUGACUACUUCGAUUAUCGUCAGUUAUUUUAAUGGUCAAGCAGCAAAACGGUAAGUGUCUCAUUUUCUAACCUAAUUCCCUCUGCUCGCCACAUACAAUUCGCUGAACUUUAAUUCCCGUUCCAAAUAUCUCCUUAAUUUCCUUUACUGCCUCAAUGUACACAUUGAAUUACAUGUACGAAAGGCUACAGCCCUGUAUCAAUUCCUCCUAAACUACCGGUUUCCCUUUGUGCCGUUCGAAUCUGGUAACUGCAGUCUGUUUUCUGUACAAACUCUACAACUUUCAGUAACUGCAUUCUUUCCCUUUUAUCUUCACGUUUUCCCAACCAACAUAGUCUUUAAAUCUAUAAGCGCUUUAAAAAUGGGUUUGCCUCUACUCAGUCAAUCUAAGUCGUAGGAUCACUAUCGCCUCGCACGAUUCUAUCUUUUUCCGGAAUCCAAAAAAGUGGCUUCCACCAAUUUUUCCAUUCUUCUGCAAAUUACUCGUGUCAGCAUUCUGACACAAAUUUGUUGUACAGAUGGCUCUCUAAUAUUCGCACCUGACAGCGGCUGCCUUUUUUGAAUCAUAAUUACAGUUUUCUUGAUUUCUCACCUGCUCCCAUUUCUGCUUUGUAUCCAUAUUACACUGAAAAUAUCUAGUGAUUGGGAUAACAAACCGAAUAAGUCAUAAUGAAAUUAUUACUCUGUAACUAGCCACCAGAGAGCACGGCUGCUUUAUACCAAAAUACUUAGGAAAUUCCUUGAACAAUCUCUGGAAUUUUUGCCAGUGAUUCAAGCUCACUCGGAUAUGUCGUACGCGUGUUCUUCCACAGGGACUAGGUCUAUGAGACCUCCACUAUAUCACUGCAUGCUCCCUGUGUCUAAUAUGACUCUUGUAUGAAACUGAAGAAAGAAUAAUAUUGUGUU
Messenger RNA from Schistocerca cancellata (South American locust), 2513 nucleotides. RefSeq names its product retinol-binding protein pinta-like. NCBI's taxonomy places the organism in Eukaryota, Metazoa, Arthropoda, Insecta, Orthoptera, Acrididae. Gene Ontology annotation, molecular function: phosphatidylinositol bisphosphate binding. The transcript is spliced from 8 exons. The coding region runs from base 134 to 1063 and encodes 309 amino acids. The record is from RefSeq and is a predicted model, not a curated record. Gene Ontology annotation, cellular component: membrane.